Messenger RNA from Saimiri boliviensis boliviensis (Bolivian squirrel monkey), 509 nucleotides. The record is from RefSeq and is a predicted model, not a curated record. Lineage: Eukaryota; Metazoa; Chordata; Mammalia; Primates; Cebidae.
AUGUCACAAAAUUUAAAAGGUCGCCGAGGAAAGAAAAAGAGAAUAGAAGUUAUGAAGCGGACGAGAAAAACAGAUGUGAAUACCUCAAAGGUCACAACACCCUGCCAUGACACAUAUGAGGAGGCUGAGUCUACCAGUGAAGAAAGUGACACAGACUCAUUGAAUGAAAUGUUUCCAUCAGGCAAAGAUCCAUCUUCAAAAUUGAAAACGUCAAUUAAAAAUACAAAGAAGAUGCCGCCCAAGCUGGUAUUUCUACGAGACAGUGACAGCCAGGUCUAUAAAGAGCCAAAGGCAUGUUGUAAUAGUGAUUUAAAAACCUACAGACCAAAAAGCGCGAAAGACACUUCAACACAGUCAUUCAUUUCAAGACCAUCUACUAAAAGAAUGACCAGUCGUACAACAAAAACCAGAAACGCAGAUGAAACCAAUACCACCAACAGAUCUCCACAAACAAAAUCUGGAUUCCAUGACAUGUUGCCAAAGUUUCCAGACACCUUUAGAUGAUAAGA